Silurus meridionalis is the source of this 2492-nucleotide messenger RNA. Its product is annotated as cytochrome P450 2M1-like. Lineage: Eukaryota; Metazoa; Chordata; Actinopteri; Siluriformes; Siluridae. Gene Ontology annotation, molecular function: oxidoreductase activity, acting on paired donors, with incorporation or reduction of molecular oxygen, reduced flavin or flavoprotein as one donor, and incorporation of one atom of oxygen; iron ion binding; heme binding. The record is from RefSeq and is a predicted model, not a curated record. Gene Ontology annotation, biological process: xenobiotic metabolic process. Gene Ontology annotation, cellular component: cytoplasm; intracellular membrane-bounded organelle.
GAAGCAACAGUUUCCAUGGAACUAAUCUAUAAGUGGUGAAAGGGAGGGAGACUGAACGUCACUAUCGCACAUCAGCAAAUAAGUUGUAGGGUCACACCGUUACACUGUUAUGUGUUACAGACCUGCAGUAAACACAAGUGUACCGCGUUGCCACUGUGAAAUAUUUUGUAAUGGAUCUGUUUUUUGCUUUACAGGCCAACAUUUGGCCUUUAUUCAUUGCCGCUGUGUUUUUUUUUGUAAUAUGGAAGAGACACGGUAAGGAAUAUGAACGUCACUUUGGAAGGUUGCCUCCAGGACCUGCUCCUGCACCCGUGGUCGGGAAUUUUUUUCAGGUUUAUGUAAAGGAACCAUACAAGUACUACCUUCAGCUUAGUAAAAAGCAUGGAUCCGUUUUCACUCUUUGGUUUGCCAACACACCUGUUGUGGUGAUCUCUGGAUACAAAGCUCUGAAAGACACCAUGAUUGGCAUGGGUAAUGAGUUCAGUGGCAGAGCAAACUACCCUCUCUUAAUGAAGGUCACUAAUGGAUAUGGUAUUUUGGUCAGCAGUGGAGAACGAUGGAAGCAGCUUCGGCGGUUCUCUAUAUCUACCCUGAAGACUUUUGGGAUGGGUCAUCAGAGUAUUCAGGACAAGGUGAAGGAGGAAGCCAGCUGUCUUGUGCAAUCUUUUGGUACAAUUGGAGACUCUGCUUUCGAUCCAAAAUACCUGAUACAUAAAGCAGUGUGCAAUGUGAUCUCCUCAAUCAUAUUUGGCCAGAGAUUUGAGUCUGAUGACCCAAACUUAAAACUCAUGAUGGACGCUGUCGAUGACUACUUCAAAGUUUUAAAUAGUCCACUUGGACAAGCAUAUAAUAUUUUCCCCAAAAUUGUGGGUCUUUUUCCUGGCCAGCUCCAUGACAUGUUUUCAAAAGUGAAAAAGGCCAAAAGUUUAUUUAAGCUUGAAGCAGAGGCACGAAUGAAGACAUUUGAUCCUUCUUCAGCCCCUAAAGAUUUCAUUGAGGCUUUCCUAUUACAAAUGAAUGCGGAAAAGGAUAACCCAAAUACAGAAUUUCAUUUCAAUAACUUAUUGAGCACAAUAUGGAGCAUGUUUAGUGCUGGCACUGAGACUACAUCUUCAACAAUCAGACAGAGCCUGCUGUUAAUGAUGAAGCACCCAGAUAUCCAAGCACGAGUCCAGAAGGAGAUUGAUGAGGUGGUGGGGCAAAGCCGGUGCAUUUCCUUCGAAGACAGGCAGAAUAUGCCAUAUACAGAUGCAGUCAUUCAUGAAGUUCUGCGCACCCAGGAUAUUGCUCCGACUUCUGUUCCACAUAAAAUGUUUUAUGACACCGAGUUUAAGAACUAUCUCAUACCUAAGGGAACCAUCAUUCUUCCUUUGCUGUCAUCUGUGCUUACUGACCCUGAGCUUUGGAAGAACCCUGACAAUUUUGACCCAGCCAAUUUCCUUGAUCAAGAGGGACGAUUCAAAAAUGAUGCAUUUGUUGUUUUUGGAAUGGGAAAACGUGCCUGUCCAGGUGAAGCUCUGGCCCGAGUGGAGAUCUUUAUUAUAGUCACCUCUCUCCUCCAGCAUUUCACCUUCAGGGCCACUCAGCCACCAGAAGAGAUUGUCACCACUCCUGCUAUUUGCAACUUCGGCCGUUUACCUCGUUUCUAUGAGUGCUAUGCUGUGCCGAGGAAAUAAACAGCUGUCUUCCAGAAUGAUAUUUUGAUAUAUCAUUUGAAAAUUAAAAAAUACAGGGAAAAAAUAUAAAAACAUUUCCCAAAAAUAUAUGGUUGUAACAUUAGAUAUUUGAUUAUUGAAUUUAAUGACAUAACAGUUUGUCAUAACAAGAAUAUAGACAAAACAAUUAUCUUUGAUAUAAAAGGCACCAAACAAGUAGUGAGACAAAUCUAUCUUAAAAUAAGAUAUAAAAUAAUUAAAAACAAAAUCAGUUUACUUUUUAGUCUCUACUUUACUUUACUCUGUUCCUUUCCUUUUUCCCUUAUGUUUCUUCUUGACCAUCUUCUUUUUUCUUCAAAAGAAAAAUCAAAUAGUCGGUCAGCUUUAUUAUAUCGGGCACAGCUCCAGAGCUGAUACACAAUAAUGCUAGAAUGGCUUUUAAAAGGCGUGGCCAGGUGCACGGCCAGGAUUCUUCUCAUUGGGGAUGUUGUUUAGCAACUGGUGCCAUGCCUGUGACAAAAUCCCGAGUAUGUUUCUGCAGAUAUGCCUGAAGUUUCUUUUAUUAAUUUGUAAACAUUUCCAUUUUCCAACAACAUCGCUGAUGGCUUAUGAAACUGUGAUUUUUUUCUUGUAAACAUGAAAUAUGUAAAUUUACUUCAAUUGCUUAAAUUAAUUAAAAUAAUUUAUCGAAUUAAAUGAGAGCAGUACAAUAUUCUACACAUAUUAACCAACACUGUUAACUCUAUAUAACAUUGAUUUUUUUGUUAUUGUAUAAAUUACUUAUGUGCAUAAUUUCUCCAUUGUUGUGCUUAUAGAAACAAUAAAUGAAAAAAAUGA